This is a messenger RNA of Cantharellus anzutake, 2048 nucleotides long. Its product is annotated as Alpha/Beta hydrolase protein. Gene Ontology annotation, biological process: lipid metabolic process. The transcript is spliced from 8 exons. The record is from RefSeq and is a predicted model, not a curated record. Lineage: Eukaryota; Fungi; Basidiomycota; Agaricomycetes; Cantharellales; Hydnaceae. Bases 148 to 1917 code for a protein of 589 amino acids.
GUGAAUGCCUUCCAACCGUCCGUUCGAUUGGUUUCACGCGCAUCUCAGUUCCAGUGUAUUUCCAUUUAUACCGGACUGUGUCUCUGCUGGGUCUCUGUGUCUCUUGUACUUCCCCUCACUCAGACACUGCUGUUGCGCGACUUGAAAAUGACCACUGAUGUGGGAGAGACGGGGUUCCCCCAAAUAGUCCAGGAUGUCGAAAGUGUGUUCCUGGACACAUCCGUUCUCAACUUUCAGAAAGAACUUCGGAGGACUCGGCAUGAGGAAAUUAUCACAUUGACGAGUGUCUUUGGUACUAGGUUUGCGAGGUUCCCCUAUACCUUCUUCGCCCCGAUUCCUGCGUAUGGAUGGUAUUUGUGGUCGACUUGGACAAAUGUCGCCUACGUUGCAUCGACCUUCGAGACUCCAUUUGUUGAUUGGUUCAGAUUGGCUUCCUCCGCAUUUAUCAUCUCCAUAAUUCUUUGGUUCGUUCUCCUCUGGUGUCAAUUCACCUCUCUGCCCCCCGUACGAUGGGUCUACUGGUGGUGGUCCGAAAGGUUUCGUGGGAAUCUUGGGCUAAUAAACCUUCUUACACCAAACCUCUUCAAGGGUCUGCUCCAAGAACAAAUAGCUGCCGCCGAUGAUGCUCUUUCUUGUCCUCCUGAGCCCCAAGCCUCAGCAGGAAGCACUGCUCCUGUGAUUCGCGAAUUCAACCUUGAUAUUGCCAAACUCCUCAUCCAAAUUUCCUCAAUCGUAUACGAGCGGAGGAGCGAUGCCAUCUACGAGUCCGUCGAAGAAACCGCAAGAUCUCGCGGCCGAACCAUUAGCUUGGCCUUUACCGACAUCAACUUCGUUCGUGAUGCCCCCAGGUUAGCGAAACUUGGAUGGAACAGGCGUCGAUGGGGCACGGAUGUCAUCGAGGACUUUUGCAAAAAGACGGGACUUUCUUACACGCCAGUUAGCGAAUUGUCCACUUCAACAAGUGCCUUCUGUUCUUUCUUCUGGAAAGGUGGUGGAAACUGGAUUAUUGUUGCAUUCAAAGGCACUGGCCCUAUUGACUACCCCGAUUAUGUUGUCGACCUGACCACACGAAUGGUCCAUGCGGAUGAUGUCCUUCCCACGUUCAGCCAACUUCACAAAGGCUUCAGAGACCGAAUAUGGCCGAGCAGACUGCGACGCCUCUUUGAAAUAUCAGGAAGGAAACAUUCUUGGGACCAAAUUCGUACGAUGUUGAUCACACUUGCUAAUGACCUAGCCAGGCAACAACCCGCAGGCGAAAAGAUCAACGUGUGGUUCACUGGACAUUCCCUCGGUUGUGCAUUGUCUGGUCUUGCGUAUACCCGUGCAAUCAACAACUUCUCGGAGGACUUUGGUGACGCUCCUAUUGUGAUCCGUGAUGCGUACACAUUUGGUGCUCCGGUUGUGGGCAAUCGUCCUACGUCGCAGCGAUUUAAUGUGGUCAUUAGAGGACAAAGGGACGUGAAGACUCUGUGGAGAGUCACGAAUCGCAACGACAUCGUUGCCACAGGUGGUCCUCAACUGGGCAAUAACCCCAACUUGGAGCUUACUUCAACGAACCCUGCUGGAUUCGCUCAUAUCGGCGCAGAAAUCAGGAUGCUGGAUUACGACACUCCUUCUCAGUUCGCUGGUACACUCUACGAUGCGGACACUAUCGUGAAGAUCACGAGUAUAUUCACCGCAGAAGAUUUGAAGGAACAGCGAGUGCAGCAGCUCUUAGAUCAUCCUGACUGGGAGAAGAGGGUGGGAUGGGGGAAUUUCGUUCAGCAGAUUCCAGUGGUCGGGAGAGUCUUUGCCCACUCACCAGGUCUUUAUUGGAAUCAGCUGGCCGCUUUGGCCCCGAUUUACUGUGUCUGGGUGAGGGGCUAUGAACCCGUUGAUGUGUUCUCCGCAAUUUUUUUGCUGUUCAUCAGUAGAUGAUUUUCCUGGUCUGUGAUUAUGCGACCGAGAUACGUGUCUUGGUAGUGUCGCUUCUUCUUGUUUGCGCCUGUAUUUAAGCCACCAUCCUGUGUUUGGUAGGGGUCAUUCAUAUUGGAAAUACUCAGACUCCC